UCCGGACGUCGUCUCCACUGUCUUUCCACACCACCAGAAUGGCACGCUCAAUCAUCGCUCGCUGGGGGCACUGCUUUGUCGCAAGCAAGGUUACUGCCGAGUGUGGCUCAUCGCUCUCCCACAACCAAGGGCAGUUUCCAGGCUCUCUUCGAAUUGUUGUUGAUGAUAUUGAGGUUGGCUAUGCUGCCGUCAUCUCCAACACCUUCAUCCUCGUUCCCUCCCACGUGGCGAGCGUUAAUGACCUGGCAAAUGAGGUGGUCAAAGAGCAGGAUUGGUCCAUCUACCUGUGCGAGACCAUUCCGGCUCCCGACGGUCAAUCUGUGCCGCUUGGACAAUAUGUUUGCAGUGCUACGGGUGUCAAGUUUGGUUCGGGGGACUUUGUCAUUGUUCAAAUUAGGUCAGCUAAUGACCAUUCCGUUGUUGGCCCCAUCAAACACUUUGAGGAUCUUUUUCUCUUCGACGCUCCAAGCGGCACAUACGACUAUGAUAAACUGGACAUGGAGAAUCCCGCUUUACCUGGUGACAGCGGCCUCUUGGUGCAAAAAAAAAUCUUGCUGGGUGGAGUUUUAAGUUCCAGACAGGAUGACGGCAGCUACACCAAGUUGGUCAUGUUUGCCAUGAAGGAAGCGCUUGACGUCUUAAAGCAAAGCCAAACUGUGCUCAACUCGACUUACGACCGCCAGGAAAGCCAGGUUGACCCUCGUGAUGCCCCUUUGCUGCAGACUGGCAUUUUUGUGGAAGGCCUGGACGAAUAUGUUGCCCUCAGCCUUGCCGAUGACGUCAAGAGAGCGAUUCAGAAUCUUCCGCAAGAUGGUGGUCGAAUAACCUACGAAAUCAAGCCUCGUGAACAAGCUGCUCGUACAGUUAACCUCACACUCAACAAGUACGACCGUACGGUGUUCUUGUCGAUCCUGGCGCAAAAACUGAAUAGAGGAUUCCUCCCCUACGACACUGUCGACUACGGUGGUACGCAGUGCUGGGUAAAACAUUCCAUGCUCGAGAAUGUGCGUAUCUACACACAUGUCGGUCGCAUGGCACACGAAGCUAAACAUUACAACUUUGACAACAAUGGCGCCCAGUACCCUCAUGACAAGGCAUUGCAAAUUACCGGCAUCACACGUGCCGUCCUCUUGACCGAGGCCACCAAGGACGAUGCUGUGGUGUGUCACCAUCCACUGCUUUGUGAGUACAAAUCUCACUUUGAUGAUCGCCUCAAGAAGAAUGGUGUCCACACUUGCAUCCGUCCUAGCCACUUGCUAUUGUCUUCAGGAUGCUUGAAUGACUUGCACACGAAACUGAACCAGAUCAUGCAUGGCCUUGGUGAUCCAAUUUGAGGCAAUGUCGCUAUCUUCAAUUGUUUGUUGUUUCUCCGCCACUUUGCUUUUUGACUUGCUUUUGAAAGCAUGCCUUAUGUCGUUGUUUUCGCUUUACUUCCCUCUUUGCCGCGUUGCUUUCUGUGAAAUUCAAUUUUUUUUUUCUGC
This is a messenger RNA of Monosiga brevicollis MX1, 1481 nucleotides long. RefSeq lists its product as uncharacterized. NCBI's taxonomy places the organism in Eukaryota, Choanoflagellata, Craspedida, Salpingoecidae. The coding region runs from base 39 to 1334 and encodes 431 amino acids. The record is from RefSeq and is a predicted model, not a curated record. The transcript has a single exon.